AUGAUAUGUUACAAGUACGAAGAUUGUGGUCCUCCACUUCAGUGCCUGCCGAGAUCAGCAUUCAAACGCAAUGGUUUGCAAGAUUGCCAGUAUUUCCAGCAAGGGUCCAUACGCUAUUUAUGCAGAGAUGGUCCUGGUUGUCCGAAGCCUUGUCCUCCGCCCUGUCCGCCGUGUGUUCGCCGCCCACCACCCGGAAAAACCUACAAAGGCCGAUCAAGUGAUGCAACACCUCAGGAGGAGAGUAGCGAUGAAAAAAAGAAUGAAAAGGAAAACCAGCUCAAACGAACAAAAAGCCGCGAACUUCGUGGUGGGAUAAUGUAUUACAGCUGUCAUUGUAUUAAACGUAACGGGCUACAACAUGAUUGUAGACGAACUGGUUGUGGCGGAGAGCCAUCAUGUCUAGUUCUUCCUGAUCCUUUAUGUGCCCCUAGUCAGUUAGCUCGCGCACGAGGCCUGGCAGACCCCGCGCCCUUGGCAGCACAUUACCGAGCGCAAGGUGGAGGAGCUGGCCCUUCAAAUGACUCUAGUGGAGCUGCCGGUGGUGGAAAACGAUUCAUUGUUUGUGAAUUGAAAGGCAUAGUUCCGGACUCACAAGCAGAUAAAACGACCAAGUGCUGUUGUUCUUCAAAAGGAAACGCGAUGCAAAGUGCCAAUCCGGAGACUGCGGCAGGCCUGCCGGUCUUAGUAAUGAAGUUGUGUUAA
Molecule: messenger RNA, 702 nt
Organism: Pieris macdunnoughi
Lineage: Eukaryota; Metazoa; Arthropoda; Insecta; Lepidoptera; Pieridae
Source: the annotation of a GenBank genome assembly